GAGACCAUGGCCAAAGGCGGGAAAAGCCCCAAGGGCAAAAAGAUCACCCUUAAUGUGGCAAAGAAUUGUAUCAAAAUCACAUUCGAUGGGAGAAAGCGUCUUGAUCUGAGCAAGAUGGGAAUCACCACCUUCCCCAAGUGUAUCUUACGGCUCAAUGAGAUAGAUGAGCUCGAUCUUAGCCGGAAUAUGAUCAGAAAAAUUCCCGACUCCAUCUCCAAGUUCCAGAAUCUGCGAUGGCUCGACCUGCACAGUAACUAUAUUGACAAACUCCCUGAGUCCAUUGGCCAGAUGACCACCCUGCUCUUCCUCAAUGUCAGUAACAACAGGCUGACCACCAACGGGCUACCUGUGGAGCUGAACCAGCUCAAGAACAUCCGCACCGUGAAUCUGGGCCUUAACCACCUGGACAGCGUGCCCACCACACUGGGGGCACUGAAGGAGCUCCAUGAGGUGGGGCUACACGACAAUCUGCUGACCUCUAUCCCUGCCGGCGUCGCCAAGCUUCCCAAACUGAAGAAGCUCAACGUAAAGAGGAACCCCUUCCCAAAACCAGAUGAGUCAGACGUGUUCGUAGACUCCAUCAAAAGGCUAGAAAACCUCUAUCUGGUGGAAGAGAAGGAUCUGUGUUCCUCUUGCCUGCAAAAAUGCCAACUGGCCAGGGACAAGUUGAACAAAAUCAGGAGCAUGGCCCCCUCUGCACCGAGAAAGGCCAUCUUUUCCAAUUUGGUUUCACCCAACUCAACAGCCAAGGAAUCCCAGGAAGAAUGGAGGUUACGCUCACCAUCCACCUCCUAGAGUAGCUUAUGGCAAAAAACACGAAGACCAAUCAGCUAACAGAAAUAAACGACUCUGAAGAGGAAAAGUCCCAAAUUAGAAGACAGAGUGGCACAGAGAAUAUUCUGGAAGACAGGCUCUCCGGUGCUGCCCAAGUCACUGAAUCACUUUAUGAUUUUUUACUUUAUUUAUCUUGUUUCUAUGUUGCCUGUUUGUGGAAACGUCUUUGAAAGAUAUUUCAUGUGGUUUUCUAGAUGUAUAUAAAGAGAGCAUUUAAGAAGAUUGUAGAUAUACGUUGAUAAGACAAUUAAAGACUUAAAAGUCUACAGUAAGACUGAAAAGUCUUUCGUUCUGUACAAGAUGGUACAAUCUCACCACCAGCAACUUGUGAAAAUUACACGUAUAUAAUUACAGACAUCAAGGAGCGAAGACAUACAUAAAACAUACACCUAGAGAAAUACAUGCACACUGCGGACAAAUCAAAGUAGAAUUUCAACUCUUUUUCUUAGUUGCACACAAAAAGGUAGCAAAAGGAAAACAAAGCAAACACAGACAAAAAUUAGAAUGGCCUUGUGUCCUAACAUUUUAAUAAUUACACUAAAUGUAAAUGGUCAAUUUUAUUUGUAGUGGCUCUAGAAACAACCAAAUGGCUUUUAAUCCACAAGUGGAUGGUAUCUUACAUAGAGAGUGCUAGUCAGCAAUAAAAGAAAACAAAUUACUUGAAAUUGCAACGACUUGGACAGAG
Rattus rattus (black rat) is the source of this 1519-nucleotide messenger RNA. It is a transcript of the gene Lrrc18, whose product is annotated as leucine rich repeat containing 18. Bases 7 to 795 code for a protein of 262 amino acids. The transcript has 2 exons. NCBI's taxonomy places the organism in Eukaryota, Metazoa, Chordata, Mammalia, Rodentia, Muridae. Gene Ontology annotation, molecular function: protein binding. The record is from RefSeq and is a predicted model, not a curated record.